AGGUCUGUCACCACUACAACCCGAAGAGGUGGACGAAAAAUUAUUUCUCAGAAUUAGGAGCCCUGUAAGGAGACCUAUCUUGAUAGCCUCCGAGGCUUCCCACUCUCCAGAGGGCAGCUGAAGAAUGAGUGAUGAUGACAAACCUUUUGCUUGCACAACUCAAGGAUGUGGCAUGCGAUUUACCAACGAGGACCAUCUUACAGUUCAUAUGAAGAAACAUGAUAUGUCAUUGGCUCUGAACACAGGAAGUAACGUGUCACCAAACCACUUGUUCCUGGAUCAAACGCCCACACCUACCAAGUUUUUACGAAACUGUGAAGAAAUCGGACUAUUUCAGGAGUUAAACAAGAACCCAUUUGAAGAAGCUUUCAAGAAAGCGUCAGAUGUUGAUGUCCAACCAGAUACCCAUAUUCUCAGCUCAAGCAAAGACGUUCGUAUAUCUCCAUUAUGUGGCCCGCGAACCCCCACACAGAACUCCGGGGUGCCUUUACCUGGACCCCACUCCAACUCCCGCUCACUCGACACUCCGUCUAGCACCCACCUCACCAAGACAGUCAGUCACGAUGACACACCUACUCCACAAACAACGGUCAUGGAGGACGUGCCAGCUGAGGGGAAGUCAUCACCAAACAUUCCAAGUUCACAUUCAGCAGCCAGCCAGGCUAACCAGCCGACGUCCACCACCUCUGAUGAUGAGGUGGUCAUCAUAUCAAAGACACAGGCAGCUGAUAGCUCCACACCUACCACCAAGACGCCCCCGGUUACCGUGGAAACCACCAACCCUGUUCUCAUCUCCAUGGAGCCACCAACAUCCAUGUCGCCUUCGUUGCAGCCCUCCAGUGUGAAUCCCCCGGUAGUGGCGUCCCCUCAGUACACCAUGCAGGUGUUACUCCAACUCCCCACAGGCCAGACAGUUCCCGUACAGAUCCCUGCUGCACUCUCCACCCAGGCUGUACAGGUCUCUUCCAUACCCAUCACCCCCGCCACACAAAUCUUGGCCAGUAAGACCAGCACUGCUCCCUCAUCAAGUCCCCAGCAACCGUCUCUGGCCAAACAGAAAUUAAAGGCAGCUCUUCAGCAGAGUGCCCAGAACUCUAAGCUGAUCACCUCCUCUUCCCCCUCCCAUACGGUGUCUCCCCCCUCAACAGCCUCUGUAGUGGCUGGGAGCAGCACAGUGAAGACUGUGAUUCCCUCAGGGCUGCAUGGGUUACCUGUGGCAGCCACAGCAUCAGGAUCAGCAGUGUCCAGCACCCCUCACUCUACAACCUUCAACAGUUGUUUGGAGGACUCCAGCGAUGGCUCUUAUAUGGACAUGGAGGGGGUGGGCUCCCCUGAUAGCCUGGACUCUGUAUCCAUUGGAGGAAUAAAACGGAAGCGGGAAGAUGGGGAUCCAGAGGACCGAAGGAGGAAGUUUUUAGAGAGGAACAGAGCUGCAGCUGCACGAUGUCGACAGCGACGGAAACAGUGGAUCACAAACCUGGAGAAAAAAGCUGAGGAGCUGCAGAAUACAAACAACAGAUUACAGAGUGAGGUGAACUCUUUGCGGAAUGAAGUGGCUCAGUUGAAGACCCUUCUGCUUGCUCACAAGGAUUGUCCAAUCACCUUACAGCAAAAGUCCCAGGGACAGCUCUCUAUACAAACCAUUUCAAUGCCUGUGGUAGACGGGAUGUUGAUAGACACUGGAGAUGUGGCAACAGCAGAGGCUAUUGCGACAUCCGCCCUGACAAACAUGGCACAGCGAGGGGUUAUCGAAACAGACGAGGGGCUGGAGAUUGUCACACUGUCGCCAAAAGUUCACAUCAAGAAGGAGACUUGAAGCAUUUUGCGAAACUUUCUGUGGUAAUUUGUCGUCUUACUGUAACUUCAGCCAGUUGUCUUUAAAUUGUAUAAGUUUAUGUCAUUGAUGUAGAAUUCCUUGUGGAAUUUUGUGUUGUUUAGAUUGCUUCCAAUGAUCAAUGACUCCAAUGACAUCGCUUAUAACCAG
Molecule: messenger RNA, 1984 nt
Organism: Liolophura sinensis
Lineage: Eukaryota; Metazoa; Mollusca; Polyplacophora; Chitonida; Chitonidae
Product: cyclic AMP-dependent transcription factor ATF-2-like
Exons: 11
Coding region: 125-1816 (563 amino acids)
Biological process (GO): regulation of DNA-templated transcription
Molecular function (GO): DNA-binding transcription factor activity; DNA binding
Source: RefSeq, a predicted model, not a curated record